Engraulis encrasicolus (European anchovy) is the source of this 3124-nucleotide messenger RNA. Its product is annotated as cadherin-22-like. The coding region runs from base 69 to 2540 and encodes 823 amino acids. Lineage: Eukaryota; Metazoa; Chordata; Actinopteri; Clupeiformes; Engraulidae. The record is from RefSeq and is a predicted model, not a curated record. Gene Ontology annotation, cellular component: catenin complex; adherens junction; plasma membrane. Gene Ontology annotation, biological process: multicellular organism development; homophilic cell-cell adhesion; adherens junction organization. The transcript has 11 exons. Gene Ontology annotation, molecular function: cadherin binding; calcium ion binding.
GGAGACCCCAUUUCUCCUCAUCUCGCCAGAUUUGGUGUCUGGCCCCACCACAUGUAGGAGGAACCAGCAUGGCUCCCUGUUGGAGGCGAGGGGCCUCUCUACUGCUCAUGACUCUUUGGCUUGUCAAUGACUUCGGCUGGGCACCGGCGGAGACAGUAAGGACUAGCAGUGCACUGACAGGCUCGGGGGCCCACGGCCAAGGACAGGGGCCCGCAUCCCAUGAGCGGGUGAAGAGAGGAUGGGUGUGGAACCAGUUUUUUGUGGUGGAGGAAUACACGGGGACAGAGCCUCUAUACGUCGGAAAGAUCCACUCGGACUCGGACAACGGCGAGGGCAUGAUCAAGUACACCAUCUCGGGCGAGGGCGCCGGUACCAUCUUCAUCAUCGAAGAGAUCACGGGCGACAUCCACGCCACGCAGAAGCUGGACCGCGAGGAGAAGGCCUUCUACACGCUGCGCGCCCAGGCCCGCGACCGCUACUCCAGCGCGCCGCUCGAACCCGAGUCUGAGUUUGUGAUCAAGGUGCAGGAUAUCAACGACAACGAACCCAAGUUCCUGGAGGCGCCAUACAUAGGCAGCGUGGCCGAGCUGUCACCCAUAGGGACGUCUGUGAUGAAGGUGGCUGCCUCUGAUGAGGACGACCCCACCUACGGCAGCAGUGCCCGGGUGGUCUACAGCGUGCUGGAUGGAGAGAAGUUCUUCACCGUCGACAGGGACACAGGAGUGAUUCGGACAGCAGUGGCAGACCUAGACCGCGAGACGCAGGAUCGCUACGAGCUGGUUGUCAAGGCAACAGACAUGGCAGGCCAGAUGGGCGGUCUCUCCGGCUCCACCACAGUGACCAUAGUGAUCACCGAUGUUAAUGACAACUCCCCCACCUUCCCGCAGAAAAUUUACCAGUUCAGUGCCUCGGAAGGGGAUAGUGUGGGCACCCCUAUUGGGAGUGUGAUGGCGAAUGACGCGGACAUGGGGGACAACACAGACAUGAGCUACUUCAUCGUGGAGGGGGAGGACGCCAGGCUGUUCAAAAUCACCACAGACGCCCAGACACAAGAAGCUGUCAUUUCAAUCAAAGAGCCGCUGGACUUUGAGACUAAGCAGUUCCACACGGUGAUGGUGGAGGCGGUGAACAAGCACGUGGACGAGCGAUUCGUGGACCUGGGCACCUUCCAGGACCGGGCCAUCGUCAACAUCAGCGUGUCGGAUGUGGAUGAGCCGCCACUCUUCCUCUUCCCCAACGCCUCCUCCAACACCAUGGAGGUGCAGGAGGAUGCCAGGCUGGGGGCCCUUGUAGGGUUCGUCAACGCCAAGGACCCUGACAAGGACAAAGUCCCAGUUAGGUACUCCAUAGACCGGAGCACUGACCAGGAGCACAUCUUCAACAUUGAUCCGGUGUCAGGUGCCAUCACCCUGGGGAAGAUCCUGGACAGGGAGACGGCGGGUUGGCACAACAUCACCGUCAUGGCAGUGGAAGCAGACAACCCUGCUCGAGCUAACCAGUCUGCUGUGAGCAUUCGGAUCCUGGAUGUCAACGACAAUCCUCCAGAGCUGGCAACCCCCUUUGAGGCCUCCAUCUGUGAAGAUGCCAAACCUGACCAGAUCAUUCACACCAUCAGCGUGGUCGAUAAGGAUGAGCCGCAAUCUGGCCAUCGCUUCUACUUCACCCUGGCACCAGAGGCCUCCAGCAACCGCUACUUCACCCUCAUGGAUACCAAAGGGAACACUGCCAGCAUCAGGACCCAGCGGUCUGGCUUCAACCGGCACGAGCAGAACGUGUACCUGUUGCCCAUCCUGGUGGUGGACAGCGGGCCGCCGGCCCUCAGCAGCACGGGGACCAUCACCAUCCACGUGUGCGGCUGCGACACGGACGGCGCCAUCCAGUCCUGCAACGCCACCGCCUACGUCAUCUCCGCCGCCCUCAGCCCCGGAGCCCUCAUCGCCCUGCUGGUCUGCAUGCUCAUCCUCAUCGUGCUGGUGUUGCUGAUCCUGACGCUGAAGCGCCACCGCAAGGGCCAGCGCAUGUCGGAGGACGAGGAGGACAUGCGCGACAACGUUAUCAAGUACAACGACGAGGGUGGCGGUGAGCAGGACACCCAGGCCUACGACAUGAGCGCCCUGCGCAGCCUCUACGACUUCCCCGAGGCCAAGAGCUCCGACUCGGGCGGCGGCGGUGCCACCACGGUCGCCGCCACCGCCGAGCUGCCCUGCCUGCCGCAGUGGAUCCAGAGCCGAGUGAGCGCCGAGGCCGGCGGCGGCGGCGGCGGUGGUGGCAGGGACGGCCCCACGGACUUCUCGCUGUUCCGCGGCUACAUCCGCAAGAAGGUGGAGCAGGCUGACGCAGACCUCUCUGUACCGCCGUACGACUCCUUCCAGACGUACGCCUUCGAGGGCAACAGCUCGCCCGCCCUCUCCCUCAGCUCCAUCCGCACCCUCUCCACCACCUCCGAGCAGGACUUCUCCUACCUCAGUGACUGGGGACCGCGCUUCAGGCAGCUGGCUGGCUACUAUGCCCCUGGACAGCCUGAGGAGGAGGGCUCCUAGCCUUCCUUCUCCUCCCUCCCAUGGUCUCUCUCGUCCUCCUCCCACCUCCAUUUUCUACCACUCCACCUCCUCCUUCUCCUCCUCCUCCUCCUCCUGUCCUCUUCGUCCUCCUCCUUCUCCACCUCCUAUUGCUGCCAGCACUUCAUCUCUCUCUUUUUGACAGAACAGCGUCCUAACUGUCCUUGAACCCGUUCCCCGGUGACACUUUGGCAAACAACUGACAGUUUCAUUACCUUUUUCCCUCUCUUUUUCCAGUUGUGGAUUAAAAUGGGGGUGAUAAACUGGAUUCUGUCUGUAGCGGUGGAACUAUAUGAGUGUGGGGAGAAAAAAAAAAACAUCAUAGACGCACACCACUGCUCUUUGACCGACAUCAUGGAUUUUUUUUCAUUUGUAUUUGUGCUUUUUUUCCUCCUCCAUGGAGGCAGAGACCAGAAAUAACCGUUUCAAGGAAUACGAACCGUAUGGCAUUUCUGCAGUGUGAGUCUAGGGACACUUUUUUUGUUCUCAAGCCAAGGCAAACUAUUCCCCACAAGCGAAAAUGUAUUUAUUAAAGAAGAACAUAUUUAUGUAUUUAUUAAUUUAUA